Molecule: messenger RNA, 3363 nt
Organism: Cygnus olor (mute swan)
Lineage: Eukaryota; Metazoa; Chordata; Aves; Anseriformes; Anatidae
Product: solute carrier family 22 member 6-B-like
Exons: 11
Coding region: 1340-3226 (628 amino acids)
Biological process (GO): transmembrane transport
Cellular component (GO): membrane
Molecular function (GO): transmembrane transporter activity
Source: RefSeq, a predicted model, not a curated record
ACAGGGGCCCUAUAGGAGCCCAUAGGGGCUCUACGAGGCCCUAUAGGAGCCCGUAGGGGCUCUACGGGCCCCUAUAGGAGCCCAUAGGGGAUCUAUGAGGGCCUAUAGGAACCCAGAGGUGAUCUGUGAAGGCCUAUAGAAGCCCAUAGGGGAUCUACAAGGCUCUAUAGAAGCCCAUAGGGGAUCUAUGAGGGCCUAUAGGAGCCCAUAGGGGAUCUACAAGGCUCUAUAGAAGCCCAUAGGGGAUCUAUGAGGGCCUAUAGGAGCCCAUAGGGGAUCUACGAGGCCCUAUAGAAGACUUUAGAGGAUCUACCAGGCCCUAUAGGCGUCCAUAGGAGCUCUACAAAGCCAUAUAGGAACCCACAGAAGAUAUAUGGGGGACUAUAGGAGCUCAUAAGAUGGUCUGCUGAGGUCUAUAAGGCUCUAUAGGAGCCAUACUGGGUCUAUAGACAUUUACAAUGGGCUAUAGGGGUCUGUAUAUGGUCAGCAGGGGGUUGUAGACAAUUUACAGUAAAGCUGUAGGUAUCUAUAGGGGUCUAUAAGAGCUUAUAGACUGUAAAGGUCUACAGGAGCUGGUAGAGGAUCUAUAGGGGUGUGUAGGACGUAUAGCCAUGUGUAAGGGCGUAUGGGAGCCCAUAAAGGGGUCUAUAAGGGUCUAUAGGAGCCCUUAUGGGGUCUAUAGAGAGUUCAGACAGACUCGUAGCGGGGAUUGAGGGGGCUGCAGUGGCCCGUAAAGGAUCCAUAGGGAGCUGUAGGGGCCCCCAGGGGGUCGGGGAGGCGGGGGGGGGCUGCAAUGGCUCCAUGUGGGGUUAUCGGUGUUCUAUAGGAUCCCGUAGAAAACUUCAGAGGGGUUACGGGGGUCCUUCGGGGGAGCUGUACGGAGCUAUAGGGGCUGCUGGGGAAUCCAUAGGGGCCCACAGGGCACGGGGGGGGGGGGGGGGGGGGCAUAAAGGAGGCUGUCAGGUGCCUCCGGGGGCCCAUGGGGCAUUUGGGAGCAGCUUUUGGGGACCUAUAGGGGCGUGGGGCCGCCGGGGGGGUCUGUGGGGCGCAGCAGGUGUCUCUGGGGACGUAUAGGGGCUGCGGGGAUCUAUAGGGUGCCUAUAGGCCCCUCCGGGCAUGUAUGGGGCCGGCGGGCGGACGGACCCUGGCGGCCCCCCGGCGCCUGCGGCGCUGGAAUCUGCCCCCGCCCCCGGCCUAAUCCCGGUGACACUUUAACCAAAAGAGCCGCUUUUCGCCUUAUAUAACGGGGCCGGCGGCCGGGGGGACCCCGGGGACGGGGACGUCACCCCGCAGAGCCCAGGUGCUGCAGACGGUGCUGCUGUCGGUGCCCAUCCUGCUCAUGGCCAGCCACAACCUCCUGCAGAACUUCACCGCCGCCGUCCCCCCACACCACUGCCGCGUCCCCAGCGCCACCCCCGCUGCCACCCACGGUCCCAGUGCCACCCCCGGCCUCCCCAGUGCCACACCGGGGCCGCCCGGUGCCACCAUCAGGUCUCCUGGUGGCACCUUGAGGUCUUCCAAUGGCACCUUGAGGUCCUCCAACGCCAUCCCAAGGUUCCCUGAUGGCACCUCAAGGUCCUCCAAUGGCACUUUGAGGUCCUCCAACACCAUCCUGAGGUCCCCAGAUGGUACCGUGGGGUCCCCCGAUGGCACCCACGUCCCCAGUGCCGCCCACGUCACACUUGACGGCACUCUGGAGUCCCCCGAUGGCACCCGUGUUCCUCCUGAGGCCACCCUUGGGUCUUCCAAUGACACCCUGGGGCCUUCUGAGGCCACCCUGGGGUGGUCUAACAGCACCCUGGGCCCCUCUGAAGCCACCCUGGGGUCCUGCUGGCGCUACGUGGCCUCGGCCCCACCCAACGGCAGCAGCGGCCCCCGGCCCACUGAGCCCUGCCACGACGGCUGGGACUACGACCUCAGCAUCUACGUGGCCACCAUCGUCACUGAGUGGGACCUGGUCUGCAGUUACCGGCAGCUCCGGCAGAUGGCCCAAUCCAUCUACAUGGCUGGGGUCCUGGUGGGAGCCCUGGUCCUGGGGGGCCUCUCGGACAAGUUUGGGCGCAAGGCCAUGCUGAUGUGGUCCUACCUGCAGCUGGGGGUGAUGGGGACGUGCACGGCCUUCGCCCCCAACUAUGCGUCCUACUGCGUCUUCCGCUUCGCCGGAGGCAUGGCCCUCUCCGGCUUCGGCCUCAGCAUCGCCUGCCUGGUGGUGGAGUGGAUCCCCACGCCCUACCGUGCCAUCACCGUGGCCAUCACCGGCUUUGCCUACACCCUGGGCCAGAUCCUGCUGGCCGGCCUGGCCUACGCCGUCCCCCACUGGCGUUGGCUCCAGCUCACCGUCUCCCUGCCCUUCUUUGUCUUCCUCCUCUACUCCUGGUGGCUGGCUGAGUCCGCUCGUUGGCUGGUGCUCUCGGGGAAGGCUGAGAGGGCCGUGAAGGUCCUGCAGCGGGUGGCCAGGAUCAAUAAGAAGAAGGAGGAAGGGGAGAAGAUCACGGUGGAGAACCUGAGGUCCAACAUGAAGGAGGAGUUGGCCGGUCUGAAGUCCUCCUACACCGUCUCCGACCUGGUUCGGACCCCGGUCAUCCGCCACAUCUUCUUCUGCCUCUCCAUUGUCUGGUUCUCCAUCAGUUUCUCGUACUACGGGCUGGCCAUGGAUCUGCAGAACUUCGGCGUCAGCAUUUACCUCAUCCAGGUGAUUUUCGGUGCCGUCGACUUCCCAGCCAAAGUGGUGGUGACCGUCUCCCUCAGCUACAUCGGCCGGCGGGUGUCCCUCAUGGUGGCCCUCUUCUUCGCAGGGCUGGUCAUCAUUGCCAACAUCUUUGUCCCCACAGAGCUGCAGACGGUGCGCACGGCGCUGGCCGUCAUUGGCAAGGGCUGCCUCUCCGCCUCCUUCAACUGCGUCUUCCUCUACACCACCGAGCUUUAUCCCACUCCCAUCAGGCAGACCGGGUUGGGCUUCGGCAGCACCAUGGCCCGGGUGGGCGGCAUCGUGGCACCGCUGGUGAAGAUGAUGGAUGAGUACUACCCCUUUCUCCCCCCCGCCGUCUAUGGGGUGGCCCCCGUGGUGGCGGCCGUGGCAGCUGGCUUCCUGCCGGAGACCCUCAAUGCACCGCUGCCCGACACCAUCGAGGAGGUGGAGAGCAGGGCCAAGCAGAAGAAGACAGCCAACCUCAAAGAGAAGAUCCCCCUGCAGCCCCAGGACAAGGCCCCACCAAAGGAGCCCUGAAGGACCCGGAUAAGGGCGGCGCUCCUGGCGGGUUCCUGCAGCCCUGGUUUGGGGGUGGGCUUGAAUUCACCGCGUGCCCCACGUCAGGUGGCUUCCCCGUGUGGGGCAGGGGAAGUCCUCGGAGGAAUAAAGGAGCU